Ceratosolen solmsi marchali is the source of this 2539-nucleotide messenger RNA. Its product is annotated as NHL repeat-containing protein 2. The transcript is spliced from 8 exons. Bases 100 to 2430 code for a protein of 776 amino acids. NCBI's taxonomy places the organism in Eukaryota, Metazoa, Arthropoda, Insecta, Hymenoptera, Agaonidae. The record is from RefSeq and is a predicted model, not a curated record. Gene Ontology annotation, molecular function: protein binding.
AUUAUGUAUUUAUUAAACUAACAUUUUAAGUCAUUAAGAUAAUGAAUCAAUAAUAGAUAUCAUUAAAUCUUAUUAAUAUUAUUGUCGUUUAGGCAGAAAAUGCCGUGUAGUUCUAUAAAUAGCGUGAUUUUAAUACGGAAUCUCGCGUUCGUUUCAGCUUUCAAAGUUAAAAAUCUGAGCUUGGCAACAUCGCUACGACGAAAUUUACACAAAUCACCAAAAACUUAUUAUUUUCACGAUCCAAUUGACGGUUUUAAAAAUUCUUGUACAAAAUUUAUGAAAAUGAGCGUACAAAGCACCGUUGAAGAUUUAACGCAAAUUUGUAUAGAACUUCGUAGUGUUGUUGAAUCUACUGAAGAUGAAAGUGAAAAGGAACAAAUCGUUUUAAAGCACAUCAAAGCUUACGCAGAAUCAGGACUACGAGUUAAUGAUUUUGAAAGAGGUUUGGAGUGGUUUAAUGUUUUGGAAAGUCUGUCUCUAUACAAGCACCUUGAUAAUAAAAUUGUAAUCCUAGAUUUCUUUACUUACUGUUGCAUAAAUUGUAUGCAUAUUUUGCCAGAUUUAGAUGCCUUAGAAAAAAGAUUUUCUGUACAAGAUGGUCUUGUUGUUAUUGGUGUGCAUAGUGCAAAAUUUGUCAAUGAACGAGAUUCUAGUAAAAUUAUGUCAGCAGUUCAAAGAUAUAACAUAGGACAUCCUGUCGUAAACGAUGCAAAACUGUCAAUGUGGCGAGACAUUGGUAUUGUUUGCUGGCCCAGUUUAGUCAUGUUAGGUCCCAAAGGGCAGCCCCUUUUUGUUUUAGUAGGCGAAGGACAUAAAGAGGAAUUAUUUUUGUAUACAAAAGUUGCUUUGAAAUAUUUUAUGUCGUUGAAGCAAAUUUCAAAAGAAAUUAUACCUCUAAAACUUGCACAACAUAUUUUGCCUAUGCACAAAGGUAGUUUGCUAUUUCCUGGAAAAAUUCAUACAUUUCAAGAUGAAUUUGGGGAAAAGUUAGUUAUUUCAGACACAGGCAAUAAUCGUAUUUUAGUUAUGGAAAAAGAUGGUAAAGUUGAACAUGUUAUUGGUGGAUAUUCUCCUGGUUUUCAAAACGGAGACUUUGAAACAGCACGAUUUAAUGCACCACAAGGUGUUUGUGCAUUUAAUAAUAAUAUAUUUGUAGCUGAUAAUGAAAAUCAUGCCAUCAGACAAAUUAAUUUAGAGGAAAAAAUGGUAACUACCAUUGCUGGGACAGGUCAUCAAGGACGUGAUUAUAUUGGAGGUAAAAUUGGAAAAGAACAAGAACUAUCAUCUCCGUGGGAUGUUUCUAUUUAUGAGCAUGACCAAGACGGAAUAAUUGUUCCAGUACUUUUAAUAGCUAUAGCAGGAACACAUCAAAUUUGGGCUCUGUUCUUAGAAGACACAAUUUGGUGGAAGAAAAAACAAUAUAAAGCUGGAACGUGUGCUAGUAUCAUUGGAAAUGGAAGAGAAGCAAAUAGAAACAAUUCAUAUCCUCAUGCAGCAAGUUUAGCCCAACCUUCAGGGCUCGCGGUAGCUCAAGAAUUAAAAUCAGUUUUUUUUGCCGACAGUGAAAGCAGCACAAUAAGAAAAGUUUGUCUUGAUGAUGGAAAAGUUUUACCAGUUUGUGGAGCUGAUAAUAAUCCAACGAAUUUACAUAGUUUUGGUGAUCAAGAUGGACAAAAAUAUUCAGCAAAGCUGCAACAUCCAUUAGGGAUAGCUUGGAAUAGCUUUGAUAAAAUGAUAUAUAUUGCAGAUACUUAUAAUCACAAAAUAAAAAAAACUGAUGUUGAAGGAAAUUGUGUAACAUUGUGUGGUAGAAAAAAGCCAUCUAAAAUGAAUACAGUAAGCUCCUUUAGUAUGAAAAGUUUGCUCAAAGUUAUGAAGAAUACAAAUGAAUCUUUAGUGGAGAACAUUACCUUUCAGUUUGAUGAGCCAAGUGGGUUAGCUCUAAAUAAAAAUGGAAAUGUAUUAUAUGUUACAGAUACAAACAAUCAUUGUAUUAAAGCAAUUGAUUUAUCUAAUGUGCAAAACAUAUGUGAGAUUCCCGUAGUCCUUCCAGCUAAGGCAUGGAAUAGAGGAGAAAAUACAUAUAAUUUUACAUCAAAAAUCAGUACAAAUAGCGCAAAUUUAUCCAUAUCGUUUCAUCCUGUAUUUAGCGAUGAUUUGAAAUUGAAUACUGAAGCGCCCCAAAGGUGGUCCUUAAAGUUACCGUCAAGUGACUGGGAAACUUCAGAAUCAAGUGGAAAUCUGUUAACUCCAUUAUCCAUAAAAAUACCGCUAGGUACAGAACAGAAACAGAUUCACAUUAUGCUGAAUAUUAUGACGUGUAAAAUCACAGAAUGUAUUCCGAAAAAUCUGUCAAUUGUAUAUACGAUCAUUAGAGAUUCUGAUGCACCAACAAACGUUAUUGAGAAAAGAGAAUUGAAUAUUAGAUAAUUUAUUAUCAUGUUUUUCCAUUGCAGUUAUUGUUCGAUAAUACAUACAUAUACUCACAUAUAUACUGUUAUAACUAUUAAAAAUUUAUUUACAACAAUUUAGAUAAGCA